UCGCGUCCGUUUAUUAUCAUCUAUUUAUCGUCAACCUCGUUCCGGGUUUCUCUAUUGUAAAUAAAUCAAUACGGGCCAUUUUGGUGUGAUUCCGACACCAGAAAUUCGGUCGAUCUAAAAUGAAUCCAGUACAAUGAACCCUAAAACAAUUAUUAAUCAUCGAUUAAUAUUUUAAUUUCAACUCAAAAAAAAACGAAAUUUAAGAAAAAGACGUUUCGGAAAUCAUUUUUUUAUUGCAAAUUGGGUUAAUCCUUUUUUUUCUCUCUCUCCUGCAAAAGAAUCAACCACCGAAGAAGGGGGCAGGUUAGCAAAGAAAAUGGCGAGCGCAGGUCACGUCCUGCUGCUACUUCCCUAGAAAAACCAAACCCAAAUUGAAACGACUUCAUUCCUAUUUGUAUUAUUCAACAUUUUAUAGAAAAAAAAGUUAAAAUGCAAGGAACAGAUACUAUUUCAAGUACAUCGGAUCACCGAUUAGCUUUGGUCCACGAAAUGAGUUCUCAUAAUUUUGAUUUGAUUCGAUUUGCUUCUUAUCGUACGGCCACCAAAUUAAGGUUUAUACAAAAAAAAGUCAGUCUUCAUGCUUUAGAUAUAUGGAAUGUAAUCGAAGCGUUCCGCGAACAAGGUUUACAUGCUUUGGAGCCUAGCUCUGAAUUGAGUGUAGCCCGAUUAGAGACUUUAUUGUGUUCAUUGUAUCAUAGUUUAAAUAAAAGGGCUCCUCCAACUCAACAGGCUCAUGUUGAUGUUUGUUCGAGUUUAUUGUUAAAUUGGUUAUUGGCGGCUUAUGCUACUGUAGAUAAUGUUGGGAAAAUAAGAGUAUUUUCCAUCAAAGUUGCUUUGGCUACUCUUUGCGCUGGAAAGUUAAUGGACAAAUUGAGAUAUAUUUUUUCUCAAAUUUCUGAUGCUAACGGUCUCCUUCUUAGUUGGAGGUUUAACGAAUACUUACAAGAAGUUUUAGCUCUUCCUGCUGCAGUGUAUGAGUCACCUACGUUUAAUUUUACUGAUACAUUAGCUUCAUCCAUUUUUAGUCCAAACGCUAAAAUAACUGUAAAUGAUUUUUUGGAUACAAUGAUGUCAGAUCCAGGACCUCCUUCUUUAGUGUGGUUACCACUUUUACAUAGAAUAGCUGCAGUUGAAAAUAUAAUUCAUCCUUGUCAAUGUGAUGCAUGUCAACGAGAAAACUUUUCUGGUUUUCGAUACCGUUGCCAGAAAUGUCCGCAUUAUACGCUGUGUCAAGACUGUUUUUGGAGAGGUCGCGUUUCCGGGCCUCACGCUUUAGAACAUAACGUCAAAGAAUAUUCAUCUUUUUCUCCUAGUAAAACUAUCGGCCAGUCACUUCGUAAAUCAUUCAGAUGUGUUCCGGAUAAACCAAAAAAUAAUCUUCCACGUUUCCCUGAACAACCAGAAAAACCACUUAAUCUACAACACAUUGUGCCUGCCUCUCCUUUGCCUUCACACAAUGGUUUUCCAGACGGCAAUUUUUCCCAUUUUGAUGGAAUGGGAAGUUUAGACAGUCGUUCAACCGUUAGAAGCUUGGAUAGCGCACGAGAUGAUGAACAUAGGUUAAUAGCAAGAUACGCCGCAAAAUUAGCGCAGGAACAGCGAACGGGCAUGCAUCGAGCGGGCCUAAGAAAAAAUUCCUUAUCACCAGAUACGGGGCGCGUUCCAUCUGAGGCUUGUCUUGGAAUGGACUCUACGCGAGCUCAACGCGAAUUAAUCACCCAACUAGAGGCGAAAAAUAGAGAAAUAAUGCGGGAAAUCGCAAGACUGAGAAGACAGCAAGAAAUGGAAUCCAGUGGUCAUGGAGGCGAAAAUCCUGCUUUAAUGAACGAAUUAAGAGCUUUACGUUUACGCAAGGAUGAAUUAGAAAGUCAUUUAACAACGUUACAAGACUCCAGAAGACAACUUAUGAUUCAACUUGAAGGUUUAAUGAAAAUGUUAAAGAAUCAUCAAGCUUCACCUCGAAGCACUCCAAAUUCUUCCCCGCGUAGUACAAAAUCACCGCCGAUUCCACCGGGUCCCGCUCCGUCGACAAAUCAAGGACCUCGAAGUGCUCCUCAAACGCCAAUGGGGAUGUCCCCAACUGGUCAAGGUAUUGGAGGAGUUGGAAAUCCUUUAAUUCCUAACGAAAGAAACUCUCACAUUCCACAUAACCAAGGAAUGGUUCCUUCAAUGAUGGUUAUUAAUAAUUCAAAUGGUCCUAGUGAUCCUAGAAACGAUAGGGUUAUGCAUGGAAAUGAGUCUUUGAUGGGUGUUGGUGGUGAUGUUAGAAAUGCUUUUGGUGGAUCAACAUCAAUGAAUAUCGGGGGAAGUAAUGGAAAUGGUACACCAGGUUCCGUUGGAAGAUCUUUAAGAAACGAUCUUUUAGUGGCAGCUGAUUCAGUGACAAACGCGAUGUCGACUUUAGUAAGGGAGUUAAACUCAGAAUCUUCAAGUCUUCCUCAACCUACAAAUAUUCAUAAUAGAUUUUUGGAUUUCGAAGAUGAUGGUGAAGACGAAUCGGAUGGCGGUUGGCAACAAGAACUUCAACGUAGAUACGCUCAAGAAGCAAAUUUUAUGGCUGAAUUACAAGCGAGACAUCCACAAAGUCCCCAAGAGAAUAAUCACAGUCAAAAUUAUGGAAAUCAAGGAUAUCAAAGUCAAAUUCCAAAUGCGAGUCAUCAUAAUUUUACGUUUCAACAAGGAUUUAUGACUCAUUAUCAACAGAAUGAUAACGGUGAUCAUCAAACUGUAAAAACGCCUAAAGAUUCGAAAAAUUUUAAUGAUGCGACAUCACCGCACGAAGGAAAAUCUAAAGAGACACUUGAGUGGGAGGAAGCUCUUAAAAAUUGGGUUAAUCGAUAAAAAUGUGAAGAAAAAAAAAAGAAUCGAAUGUUGGUGAAAAUUUUAUAUUUUAAUUUAAUUUCAAAUUACUUUUUAAUCCUAAAAUUCCUAAACAAUCGUAUUAAAAAAAAAAAAAAUGAUGAAGAAAAGAUGUAUUUCCUGACCAAGUAAAUAAUAACCCCUAACUUAUUCAUUUUUGUACUUUAUACAUUUUACAAUUUGCAUAUUAAAUAGAAUCAAGAAAACAAAAAAAAUCAUUUUAACGUUAACAUUUUUUUUUCUAUUUAAUCAUGAAACUCAUUGAUAACGCUUAAAAUAAAAAGAAAACGCAUUGAAAAACAAAUUAGUACACACAUAUACUAAUAAUGAUACAUAUCGACACAAAAAUCCGUUUCGUUGGUCAACUAUGUUUUUGUCGAUACUUAAGAAAUUAUCAGAGUGAAAAUUAUAGCAUCAUUAUGCCAGUAUCACAUUAUUCUUGCAUAGAUUUUAGAUAGAGUAAUGAAGCUAAAUGAAACGAAAAACUAAAGAAAUAAAUGUUUUUAAAAAAAUCAAACAAUACUUAAUUAUACUUUUUUUUAAAUAUUUUAUUAACACUGUUUUAUAGCAAAAUUAUGAACACAAAGUUCAUUCAGUUGUUAGUCUGCUAAUAUAUAACUUUGUGAUGUUUAGUGAGGCCGCUAUAAUAUGUGCUGUUCCAUAUUGUAUCGAUAUGGUAUCAAAUGUAGCACCGCGGCAGCAAGCAACCUUGGCUUAAUUAUAUAUUAUAGUAUGUUCUUUAAUGUUGGUUAUCUCAAGGCGCUACAAUAUGUGGUGUUUAAUAUUGUACCGAUAUGGUAUCAAAUGUAGCACCGCGACAACGAGCAACCUUGGCUUAACUAUACAGGGUGUCUCACGUAACUGGUUCGUUAG
Molecule: messenger RNA, 3732 nt
Organism: Onthophagus taurus
Lineage: Eukaryota; Metazoa; Arthropoda; Insecta; Coleoptera; Scarabaeidae
Gene: Dyb
Product: Dystrobrevin
Biological process (GO): synaptic signaling
Cellular component (GO): plasma membrane; synapse
Molecular function (GO): zinc ion binding
Source: RefSeq, a predicted model, not a curated record